Molecule: messenger RNA, 621 nt
Organism: Dermacentor silvarum
Lineage: Eukaryota; Metazoa; Arthropoda; Arachnida; Ixodida; Ixodidae
Exons: 1
Coding region: 1-621 (206 amino acids)
Biological process (GO): proteolysis
Molecular function (GO): aspartic-type endopeptidase activity
Source: RefSeq, a predicted model, not a curated record
AUGCAAGAAAGUCGCUCAUCAGUCUUUUUCCUAACCGACCUCAACACCGGCUUCCGCUUCCUCGUCGACACAGGCGCCGAAGUGAGCGUACUCCCAGUAUCGCCCGCAGACCGCAAGCGCCUGAACACAUCGCCUCGGCAAGCAGUCAACAACACGGCCAUCGCCACGUACGGAAACCGCUCCCUAACCAUCAGUCUGGGCCUGCAGAGAACGCUACGAUGGAUCUUCAUACUAGCCGACGUGAAAUUCGCCAUCCUCGGGGCGGAUUUUCUGCGCCACUUAGGACUGUUAGUCGACGUGCGUAACCGGAGGCUACAGGACCUUGUGUCACAAAGCGAUGUAAAAGGCAAGCCUUCAAGACAUACGCCGCUCAGCCCUACGCUGAUCAAGCCAGCAGGCCCACUUCGCUUCACUUCCAUACUCAGCGAAUUUUCUGACCUGACGCACCAGCGCCAAGUGGAAUCCCCAGUAAAACACAACGUGUUUCACCACAUCACCACAACUGGACCACCGGUUCACGCUCGAACACGUCGAUUGUCGCCUGAAAAACUAGUGGUGGCAAGACAGGAAUUCAACCAUAUGUUGGAGUUGGGCAUCAUCCAACCUUCUUCCAGUCCUUGA